Micromonas pusilla CCMP1545 is the source of this 1302-nucleotide messenger RNA. RefSeq lists its product as uncharacterized. The record is from RefSeq and is a predicted model, not a curated record. NCBI's taxonomy places the organism in Eukaryota, Viridiplantae, Chlorophyta, Mamiellophyceae, Mamiellales, Mamiellaceae. The transcript has 3 exons. Gene Ontology annotation, molecular function: zinc ion binding. Bases 220 to 1227 code for a protein of 335 amino acids.
CGCGCCCACGCGCGAAAACGCACGCGCGCGUCGCGAAGACACGCACCGACGCGGACGGACGCGCGAUACGCAUCGGCGCGCGCGAGGAAGGCGUUCGACGCGGCGACCGCGGCGACCGCGCGCGGUUGAAAAAAGGGACCGACGAAAUCGAAAUCAAAGACAAGACCCGCGCGCGUCCGAGGGAGCGACCGCGAAGCGAAGGAAACGACGACGGUCGAGAUGUCUUCCAGCGGCGGCGAAGAAGAAGCGUGCUGGAUCUGCCUCGACGACCGCAGCGACGAGCACGACGAGCUCCUGAAGCCGUGCGCGUGCCCGCGAUGGGUCCACGCGCGAUGCAUGGCGCGAUGGCAACUCCAGUGCAGCGGUAAGAGUGAAGAGGCGGCGUGCAAGUUUUGCGACGCGCCGCUCCCGGACUGGCGGGAGGCGCUCUUCAAGGACAUCAUCGACGCCGCCGACGCCGACGACGCCGCCGACGACGACGACGACGACGCGCGGGGGAAGAAGAAGCGAGGGGCCCAGAAGCGCGCUUCCGACGGCAAAAAAGGACGCGCGGGGAGAACGGGGAGAGCGUCCGCGCCCGGCGCGCUCAGCGACGCCAACGACGCCUUCGGCUCCGGCUCGGGGUCCGACGACUCCGCGACGACGACGACCGCGACGGCGCCGUCGCGUCGAGAGUCCUCCCCGCCGACGCUCAAAGCGAGCGGCGACAUCAUCGUCAAGUUCAACAACAUGUCGUUCCGCUGUAAGGUGCGGACCGGGCAGGAAGGCCUGAGCGACUUCAUGGAGCAGAUUCGCGAGAAGUGCGGCAUUCCGGAGGAUAAGAUGGGUCAGCUCAAUCUGACGUAUCGAUGCAAAGACCCGUCCACCGGAUCGCAGAUGACCCUGGAGGGCGUCAACGAGAGCGCGUUCGACGCCGCGGUGCUGUGCAGCGCGGCGCAGGACAAGAAACGCGCGUCGAGCGGCGGGAAGGGUAGUACAAGUAGUAGUGUUGGAAGCACUUCGAGCGCCCAUAAGCGGAGCCUGGACGGCGGCGGCGGCGGCGCGCGGUCGUCGCAUCGCGUCGCCGCCGCGGGCCGACCCAGCCUGGACGAGACGCGCGCCUCAGUCGCGACGAGCGCGAGGCAGCCGGGGAGGGUCGCGCGAUGGUUCGGGAGGCGGCGGUCGACGUCGAGCAGCAGGGAGCAGCAGGUGGAGGAGACCGCAUUGUACCGCUCGGGCGCGGCGUGAGCGACGGGAGGGUCAAGUCAUCGCGCGGCGCGCUAAUACGCUAAUACGAACGAACGAACGAACGCUACACGUACC